Lasiodiplodia theobromae is the source of this 3090-nucleotide messenger RNA. RefSeq names its product Exocyst complex component. Gene Ontology annotation, cellular component: exocyst. The transcript is spliced from 4 exons. NCBI's taxonomy places the organism in Eukaryota, Fungi, Ascomycota, Dothideomycetes, Botryosphaeriales, Botryosphaeriaceae. Gene Ontology annotation, biological process: Golgi to plasma membrane transport; exocytosis. The record is from RefSeq and is a predicted model, not a curated record. Bases 1 to 3090 code for a protein of 1029 amino acids.
AUGGCCGCCGACAUGGAGCGCCAGCUCCUCGAGCACUACAACCUCAAGACGCUCUACCCCUCCGAGUGGCCCACCGAGAAAGACGAAGCAGAGGAUUCCGAUGACGAACCGCAGCCAAACCGGCAGUCUGCCGCCAUCCAGCGCAGGCGCUCCCGCUAUUCCGUGCUCGAGCGAUCCGGCAUCCGUAGCAGCGUGCCUGGCACCGAGAAGACGAAGGAGGGCGUCGACACGCUCGUGCAAAAAGACGAGGCCGAUCCCCUGGGGAAUGCCUCUAGCGUCGUCAACGUCUUACGGCAGAGGGGGCUCCCCGUGGAAGAUGACCUGAAGCUCCGCAAUCGCUUUCUGCUGUCUUCCACUACCUUCAACCCCGGCCUGUUCCUGUCGCAGGUUCACAGCGAUGCCUCCACCGAAUCGCUCCUUCAAGGCCUGGAUUUUCUGUCGCGCUCCAUCGAGAAAAAAUCCGCCUCCCUCAAGGUCCUCGUAGAAUCCAAUUUUGAGCGCUUCGUCCGCGCCAAGACAACCAUCGACAAUGUGUACAUGGAGAUGCGCGACCAGGGUCGAGAUCCCCAGCAGCCACAGGGCCACGCUCGCACCGGGUCCCGCCAGUUCAGUGGCCGCCAAAGCGGUCACUACCGCAGAGCCAGUCAGGCACUUGUCGCUCCAGGACAGGUGCCUGUCGGGGACAAGAGGAAAACGGCUUUGACAAAAGAGUGUGAAUAUGGCGUCCAGGGUAUCAAGACCCCUCUUUUGGAAGUCGCUGUUAAGGCCGAGGAAAUAUGGGGCCCCGCCCUGGGUGGUCGUGAGCGCGGAGAAAUGUUGAAGUCCAUCCUGUCAUCGGUUGAGAAGCACCGGAAUCUGUUCGAGAUUGGAGCAUCGAUUCAGGACUGCAUUAAAAGACGGGACUACGACAUGCUUCCUGAGGAGUAUGGAAAGGCGCGUAGAUACGCAAACGAGGCCAAGAGGAUUGUGGAGAACGCCACGGACAACCGCGUUCCCCUCACGGAUCCGCAGAUUCACCAGGUCAUUGUGACGGCUCGCAUGUGGACCGACGUUGAAGAGCAGAUUGCAGUGUUCAAGCGUGAUGUCUGGAAGAGAUUGGCUGGAACGCAUUUCACGAAGCAGUCUCCGGCCGAGGACGAGAAGCCAGAGCAGCAUAUGACACUCAUCAGGGUGCUCUUGGAACUGGGCGUUGAUGACAACCCGAUCUGGGUCUGGCUCCUCAGCCGCUAUGACUUCCUGAAGACCAAGAUUAUCGCUACUCUGGAACGUUCAAAGGUUGAAAUAGAAAUAUUGCGCCGCCGUCUUGGAAAUGGGGAAAGGCCGACUCCACGACAAAUUGCCACGCACUUGCGAGCUGCCGAAACCCUGGACAAGCCCAACCAGGCGGCGAAGAUUGAUUCGUCAAAGGUCAUCGACUUUUGGGAGUACGAGUUUCAAUCGCUAAAUGCGCUUCUCUCGCCUCAGGGUGGCGUACUGGCAGAGGUCGUUGAAUAUUGGGAGACUGCGCAGUCAUUUAUUGACGGCAAGGCUCAACGAACUUUGCCUAUUGGCCCCGAAGGCAAGAGUAAAGCGCAUCACCGCCUGUCUUCGUCUGGUGUCAUGGACCUACAAACCGGUGCGAAGGAGCUUGUAAACCUGAUCAGAGAGGGCGUACAGUCCUUCUUCACUGAUCCUCCCACUGAGGAUAUUUCCCUGCUUUAUUCUCCUAUCCCGGAUACACCGAGGACUCCUAUGCCUGGUCCAUUGACGCCGGGUCUGGAUGCAAGGUUCAAGAUCGAUGGCAGCAAACCCCCGCCGUCCCCUAAGACUGGCGCUGGAUGGGAAAAGUACGCAUUCUGGGCGCCUUAUUCCAAUUCGCUGAGCGGCGUGCAAUACCUGAGCAAGAUAUUGAUCCUUGUUGGCUCUGCCGCAAGUGAAAUAGCGGCUCUGCGGAUCACGCGUGGUGACCGUACAAACGAUGAGCUAAAACUCUUCGUCGGCACGGUCCGCGAACGCUGUGUGCAAGCUGUCUGUGGUGCCUGGGGAGAGGACGCAGAUUAUGCCAAGUUGCUUGAGGACUGGACGCGCUGGUCUGACAACAAGUAUUUAACCCAUAUGCCUUUCCGGUUUGUGGGCUUGGACAACGCUCUUCUGGCUACUGUGCAGAAGAUGCUAUACUUGUCUGAGGCUAUGACCAGAUCCAGCGCUGGAGAUGUUGUGAUACCUCCUUCAAGCAAACUUCUGGCCAUGGUUCGGAGUCAAUUCGUAACCAGCAUCUACAAAGUUCUUCAGGGCAUGGUGGAGAACGUGGAGCGCCCGAAGAAUUUGGACAACACUGGAUGGGAGGAUGACGUCGAUGGCCUUACCCUGCCACUGCGCACAUUGACAACUCGUGAUCUUAGCUCGAACGCCGUUGACGCAUCAAGCAAGAGCAUCCGUAUCCUUCUUACCCUGUCCAACCUUCAGGCCUUGCGUACCGAUCUUAUCCCUCAACUGAUCGCACAGUACGAACAGCAUUUUUCAGUGAAGCUCGAAGAAGGCGCAAAGAUCGACGACGCCCUGUCUCAGAUCUACGCCCGCCUUUUCCAGUCGUACACUUCACCGAUCAGCAACAAGCUCGCCGCCAUCAUCAAGGCCGGAAUUUCUGCACCCGAGUGGGAGCCCGACACCGACCGGCCCGGCGACGCGCGUGCCUACGUGUACGACGUCUUGCUCGAGCUCGUCGUGGUGCACACGCAAGUGUCGACGACGGCGGCACCGCUCACCAGCCAGAUUCUCAAGUACCUCCUCGAGCAGGUCAGCAAGCAUCUCAUCGAGAGCUUCAAGGCUCGGCCGCGUUACACGCUCGCCGCUCUCAUGCAGGCUACGCUCGACGUCGAGUUCUUGGCUCAGACGCUCGGCAACUAUACCACGGACAAGGCGAGCGAGAUCCAGAGCGCCAUCUACCUGGCCUUGGACGAGCGCACGGAUAAUGAUGCAAGGGUGAAGUUGCAGACGGAGUUGGGUGAGCUCAGAGUGAUUCUGAAGAAGCUCAGAGAGGCGACGAAGAGUGAAUUUGCUUGUUUCAAGCGGGCUAGAGGCCAUACCAAGAGCGAACGGCCAGCUUCGUAA